AUGGCUUUCUAUUUCUUAACUUUUGCCACAGCCGCAUGGGGCUACUCACUUCUCGCCUGGUUGGCAGAAAUUCUCAGAAAAGAGCCGGAAGCCCGUUCGCUUCUCGUCGGUGCUUCUGUCACCCUUGUUUAUGUCGGACAUGCGACUAUACCUCUCCGCGCAUGGCGGACCGCCGAUAGCCCUACGUACCCAGUUGGGUUCCCACUUGCUACUGCAUUUGCAGGAGGCAGUAUUUUGGCGAUACUGGGGAUGUAUUUCUAUGUAAAAAGCCAUUCAUACAUCUUGGAACGGGGAUUAGAGCCUGCGCUAGAAUCUUCAGCAGAGUCUGACGGGGAUAGUAAGGAUACAGGCAGCAAUUUUGGAAAGCAAGCCCUCGAUAGAGUGUCUGAAGUGCGGUCGUAA
Molecule: messenger RNA, 402 nt
Organism: Aspergillus puulaauensis
Lineage: Eukaryota; Fungi; Ascomycota; Eurotiomycetes; Eurotiales; Aspergillaceae
Exons: 4
Coding region: 1-402 (133 amino acids)
Source: RefSeq, a predicted model, not a curated record